Messenger RNA from Phyllopteryx taeniolatus (common seadragon), 3911 nucleotides. Its product is annotated as polypeptide N-acetylgalactosaminyltransferase 17-like. Lineage: Eukaryota; Metazoa; Chordata; Actinopteri; Syngnathiformes; Syngnathidae. Gene Ontology annotation, cellular component: Golgi apparatus. Bases 689 to 2698 code for a protein of 669 amino acids. The transcript has 12 exons. The record is from RefSeq and is a predicted model, not a curated record.
UACUACGGAGCUAAAGUGUGCCGUCGUCUAUUUCUUUUAUAUUUGACCUUUGACCUUUUUUUUUUUUUUUCCAACGCACGCAAUAAACUUAAUAACAGACGCAUAUUUAAUAGAAGAUAUUUCACGCUGCAAAAUCAAAUGUAUAUAAAUGUCAAUGGUCAAGUCAUAUUUCUAGUUAGACAUUACAAACUCAUAUUUCGUCACAUCAUAUUUGACAGUACACGAUUAAAUACAAUGUUGGAUAUUGUUAAAACGAGUAAGUCAUUGAAUAAUAAUAAUGAGAAAAUUGGACCGCAGGGAGAAACGCGCGCUGUCGCUUUCAUAACGUUACAAAGUACAAACGCAAAUAUAAUAUCAUAUUUCAAUAAUCGUCCAAAUAAUACGCUAAAGUGGGUUAACACGUGUUCACUCAUCACGUGCACGUGUGGCGCAGGCGCGCGUGUGUUGCAGUCUGCCGGACGUGCACGCGCAUUGUCCCGAUCGUCCUCUUCAUCAUCGUCAUCGUCGCCAUCACCGACGACGGCGGCGGCGGCGGCGGAAGCGAACUCGAGCGUGACAAUGACGUCGGCGGUUCCGGUGCGGAGGAGACGAACUCUGCCGUCCGCCUGAGCGCGCUCGCCCGCGGGAUGCCUGGCGGACGCCGCCCCGCGCGCCCACGCUCGUCGCGCUGACUCGAACCUGGCCGUCCAUGGCUUUGGCGCGGAGAAGAUGGAGGCUUCUGCUGGCGCUCAACGCGCUGGCGGCGGCGGCCGGGAUCGUGACGCUGUGGAGCCGCUGCGGAGAGCGCGCGCAGGGGCCGGGCGACGCCGAGCGCGCGAGGCCGAGCCGGGCCAACGGAAGCGCCGGCGUCAGCCAGCGAGCGCUGCUCAAGAGGCUGAGCGCGCUGGAGGACGUCGUGUACAGGCAGCUGAACGGUCUGUCCAAGUCUCUGGGCCUGACGGAGGGUUUCGGGGGCCGGGGGGCCGGCGGCCUGCCCGCCAGCCUUUCUCCGGGUGAGGAGGGCGACGCCAAGUACCUGAGGGACAAAUACGGCUACGACGCCUACCUGAGCGACACCAUCUCGCUGGACAGAAACAUCCCCGACCACAGACCCAGCAGGUGCAGAGAUGUCAGCCACCCCCGGGAUCUCCCCCAGAUGGCGCUGGUGUUCAUCUUCGUCAACGAGGCGCUGUCCGUCAUCCUGCGCUCGGUCCACUCGGCCGUCAAUCACACGCCGGCCCACCUGCUCAAGGAAAUCAUCCUGGUGGACGACCGCAGCGACGACGAGCAGCUGAAAGGACCUCUGGAGGACUACGUGAAUAAGCGCUACCCCGGUCUGGUCAAGAUCGUCAGGAACCACAAGAGGGAGGGUCUGAUCCGGGCCAGGAUCGAGGGCUGGAAGGCGGCCACCGCCGAGGUGACGGGAUUCUUCGACGCCCACGUGGAGUUCACGCCCUUCUGGGCCGAACCGGUUCUGACUCGAAUCAAGGAGGACCGCAGGAGGAUCGUCCUGCCGUCCAUCGACAACAUCAAGCACGACACCUUCGAGGUGGAGCGUUACGAGAACUCGGGCCACGGCUACAACUGGGAGCUGUGGUGCAUGUACAUCAGCCCGCCGAAGCAGUGGUGGGACGAGGGCGACGUGGCGGCGCCCAUCAGGAGUCCCGCCAUGAUCGGCUGCUCCUUCGUGGCCGAUCGGCUCUUCUUCGGCGAGCUGGGCCUGCUGGACCCUGGCAUGGACGUCUACGGGGGAGAGAACAUCGAACUGGGCAUCAGGGUGUGGACGUGCGGCGGCAGCAUGGAGGUGUUGCCGUGCUCACGCGUGGCUCACAUUGCCCGCGUGAAGAAGCCGUACCACAGCAACAUCGCCUUCCACAUGCGCCGCAACGCCCUGCGCGUGGCAGAAGUCUGGAUGGACCACUUCAAGUCCAACGUCUACCUGGCCUGGAACAUCCCCACGGAGAAUCACGGCAUCGACUUCGGAGACAUCUCUGAGAGGGUGGCGCUGAGGAAGAGCCUGCAGUGUAAGAACUUCCAGUGGUACCUGGACAACGUUUACCCUGAGAUGAGGACGUACGACGACACGCUCUACUACGGCGAGAUCCGCAAUUCCAAAGUGAGCCACUUGUGUUUGGACCAGGGCGUGAAGGAGAACCACACGGCCACCCUGCACCCCUGCCACGGCUGGGGUCCCCAGUUAGGACGUUACACCAAAGAGGGUCGUCUGUUCCUGGGCCCUCUGGGCAGCACCGGAUCGGACACGCGAUGUGUGGCGGACGAUCCCGCCAGCGCGUUGCCGCAACUCCUGGACUGCGACAAAGACGAGGGCCGACGCCGCGCCGAGUGGAUUUUCACUCAGGUGACGGCUUCCUCUGGCCGAGGGCGGUUCCCUGGUGAACUCCGCCACGGGCCGCUGUCUGGAGGCGGUGCCCGCCAACGUGUACUUCGGCCACCGGGCGGUGCUGCGGCCCUGCUCCGGGCAGCGCUGGACUAUGAAGAACACCGUGACGCCGUGGACACAGGCGUAACGGUAACAGUGGCGUUUACCCGCCUCACCCAAGCGGGAUGUUGCCGUGAGCCAGAUAGUGCGGCUGUUGCGGCUUCGCACAUUCAGAUAUUCGGUGACGAUCUCCUCGGCCUCGACGUUGAGAACAUUUGGGGAUUGACUUCUACGGAACGCCAUCUCGCAUCGGGACUUUACACGCUGGGAAAGAAAUGAACCUGGAGGAGCCGCGCGAAAGAGGAGCCGACCGCGUUCGCAUAAAGACAUCAUUUGACGACUAAAACCUAAUGAUUAAAACUAGAACUGACCGUUACACUGAAUGUACUUGUUGUGAUGGGCGGGAGCCCUGCGGUCCCGUCUCGGGGUCAUCUUUUUUUUCUUCUCCAAUGUCGGUUGCUUGGGGUCGCCGUGCUGAAGCCGUUUUGAGGGCUUCGUUGCCUCAUUUCCAGCCCGUGGCGACAUAUUAUGCAGAGCGGGUUUGGCGCGUGCCAGUUAUUGUCGAUAUUGUCUGAUAUUGUUUCAUUAUUCUGCCUGUUGGAUUUUUUUUGAAGAAAUCUCUCCAGACGUGUUUGUUUUUAUUACAAAUUUUUGCUGAGCUUGGGGGCGUACCUUUUUUCCAUUUCGCUUGACCGAGUUGAGUGUUUUGACAGACGCACGGCCGGAUGCACCAAAUUUCCAAAAUAAAACUUCUUUUGGACUCCGAUGAGCAAUAAAAUAUUUCUCCCUUUUGCGUCCUCGGUAGCGGUCGGCGGGCCGGUGGCUGGGGAGAAUUUCAUAAUGUUUGUAAACAAUAGGGGGAGGGGUAUGCUUCCAGGUGGCACAAAACCACUGACCCGUAGUGAAAACCAUGCCAAAAAAGCCCGCUAAAGGAUCCGUUUUUCUGGUUGUUUUUUUUUUAACUUAAAAGCAAAAUCGAAAUAAAUCCAGCGGAAUCUGGCCUGCCAGUUUAUAGACUAGAGCGCACGAUCCAUUUCAGCGUCAAAUAAGAAACGUCCAAUAAUUCUACAGUCAGUUCUCAGCGUUGACGUUAACGAGGUCUGAACUUCGACAAUCUGUUGUUUGGAAUCGACUUACGUGCUGAAUUGUAAACUGCGGCCGGCGUUCCUCUGACGGCUGACACUUGACACAUUCCGACUUGGGCUUGAAGAGAAGGCCUACGAUCAUGCGAGCAAUUGCCUCGCUUGUCUCAAUGGCUCUGCCUUGCUCAAAGGAGUCGAAAGGUUUGGCUUACUCGUGGUGCCAUCGGAGAAAGCUCCGUCCGUCCGUCACAAGUGACGUCGCGGUGAAAAAGUCUGUCCUCCAUCGUGUCCAAAUGUACUUUUGAGAUGUUGAAAUGUAUCCAAGUGAACGAUUGUAUUGUUACAAGGUCACAAUGAUGUCACUUCCUGUGCCAACCGAGACAGUCUUCCAAUAAACCGAGCGCUCGGUA